Molecule: messenger RNA, 1705 nt
Organism: Carica papaya (papaya)
Lineage: Eukaryota; Viridiplantae; Streptophyta; Magnoliopsida; Brassicales; Caricaceae
Product: Polymerase/histidinol phosphatase-like protein
Molecular function (GO): 5'-3' DNA exonuclease activity; 5'-3' RNA exonuclease activity
Source: RefSeq, a predicted model, not a curated record
UUGUGGGUAUAAGAGUAAAAAUCUGAAACACUGAGUAAACAAGAUCUCGGUACAAAACCAAAUCAAUGUCAGGGACUAGGAGAGGACGCCCAUCAAACCUUGCUUAAGUCUCAACAACACCAUUCUUCUGACCCUAAUCUCAUCAUACCAUAUCCAUCAUAUCAUAGCUUCACCUGUACGAUUCUCUGUUCUUAUCCUAAUAGUCUAAAUACCUAUUUGUUUCUUCUCUUACCACCCCGUUAUUAAACCCAUCAGUCACUAUUCCCAUUUCCGUCUUCUUCUCCCUUUUCUCUCGUCUGGGUCUAAGUAAAUGCUCCUUCCUCCAUCCCCAAUACAACCCAAACCAGAAAAACCCGCCAUGGUUGGCGUCGACGGUGGUGUUCUUCACACCACCAACAACAAUAAUAACAACAGUAAUCUCAAUUUCGGAAACAAUAAGGAAAACCCAAGUCCCCGAAAAGCGAAAGACAAGAGGAAGAAGAAAAAGAAGAAGAAGCGUGGAGGUAGUAGAGCGAAGAUGACUCUGGAGCAGACCCUGGCUUUCAAAUCUGUGAGCGAAUGGGUGUAUUUGGAUUCGAAGAGCAACUCGUCUUCAGUGGAUGAUUUUGGGGUGCAGAAGAACGUUGGUAAGGGAGAGGAGAAAAUGGUCUUUGAAUGGCAUGCGCAUACGAAAUUCAGUGAUGGGUUCUUGACCCCUACAAAGCUUGUGGAAAGAGCUCAUGCUCAAGGGGUAAAGGUUCUUGCUCUGACUGACCAUGACACAAUGUCUGGCAUCCCAGAGGCCAUGGAGGCAGCUCGUAGGUUCAACAUGAAGAUUAUUCCAGGUGUUGAAAUCAGCACAAUAUACUCCCCAAGGGAGUCUACAUAUGAGGAACCAGUGCACAUUCUUGCAUACUAUAGCAGCUGUGGCCCUACAAGGUAUGGAGAAUUGGAGAAGUUGUUGGCUAACAUAAGGGAUGGACGAUUCCUUCGUGCAAAAGACAUGGUGUUCAAGCUGAAUAAGCUCAAAUUACCUAUUAAGUGGGAGCAUAUUACCAGGAUUGCCGGCAAGGGAGUUGCUCCUGGGAGACUGCAUGUGGCUCGAGCUCUGGUCGAAGCAGGUUAUGUGGAGAAUCUGAAACAAGCUUUCUCUAGAUAUCUCUAUGAUGGUGGACCUGCUUAUUGCACGGGAAGUGAGCCUCUGGCAGAGGAAGCAGUGCAUCUUAUAUGUGAAACAGGGGGUCUGGCUGUGCUGGCUCAUCCUUGGGCAUUAAAGAAUCCUGUUCCUAUUAUUAGGAGUUUGAAAGAAGCAGGUCUUCAUGGAAUGGAGGUCUACAGAAGUGAUGGAAGACUGGCAGUAUACAGUGAUUUGGCAGAUACUUAUGGCCUUCUAAAGCUUGGUGGAUCAGAUUACCAUGGGAGAGGCGGGCAUGGUGAAUCAGAACUUGGAAGUGUGCAGCUUCCUGUACUGGUUUUGCAUGAUUUCCUCAAGGCAGCACGACCGAUCUGGUGUGGUGCAAUCAGGAACAUCUUGGAUCAAUAUGCAGAAGAACCCUCUGCAUCAAACCUUGAAAAUGUUGUGAGAUUUGGAUGUGCAAAGAUUCGGAAGGCGGGUUUUCCUCCAAGUUGUGGAAAGGACUUGAUUGAUCAUUGCUUGUCAUCGUGGUUGACCAAUGAAAAAAGGGAGAAGGUUGAGUUUGAUGCGAUUACGUUUAAAGCUUUCUGA